AUGAGCCCAAAAACCCUCGCCCUUCUCCAGUUACGACAGCUCACGCGAGGCCUAACUGGUGCUGCCUCGCGGAGCUUUGUCACCACAGCUAAAUGCGCGAGAGCCUCGAGGACCGAAAACUCAUUGAUAUCACGUCUACUUGAUACAACUGAGUUAAAUGACUCCAAUGAAAUUGGAAAAGUUCGAAAGAAGAACGGAAACUCCGUCAAAGGAUAUAAUAUCAACAAAUUCAAUAAGCACAACCCGACUACAUUAGAAACAACGGAGCCUGCGAGUGCACUAGUCGAAUAUGAUAAGACGACACUGCAAUAUCCGCAACGAGAUGACCUUAACUUGCCACACUACUACCUUCGUGAUCUCUGUAAAUGCGUGCAGUGUGUAGACCCGCACUCAAAGCAACGGUCUUUCCGCACAAACGACAUUCCAGAAGAUAUCUAUCCUCGAGAAGUCAAAUGGGACGGCGAAGAUCUCCAAGUGAGCUGGAAGAACGACAUCCCAGGAUAUAACGAGGAGCACGUCUCCCGCUGGAACUGGCGAGAUCUAGCAGCACCUGCGUGGGACACGCACGAUCACACUUCCUGGGACAUGGCACCACUCAAAUGGAGCAGCGAUAUAAUGCAUAAGUUGCAGCACUGGGUCUCGUACGAGGACUAUAUGAACGAUGACGCAAAAUUCGCCAGCGCAAUGCGCAAUAUCCAACGUCUGGGCUUACUGUUCGUCAAGGACAUUCCCAAAUCACGAGAAAUGGUAGAAAAAAUCGCAACGCGGAUGGGACCGCUACGCAACUCUUUCUACGGGUCAACGUGGGAUGUGCGCACAGUGCCCGAGGCCAAGAAUGUGGCGUACACAAACCAGUUCCUGGGCUUCCAUAUGGACCUGAUGUAUAUGAAUGAGCCGCCAGCGUACCAAUUACUGCACUGCCUAGAGAAUUCAUGCGACGGAGGCGAGUCUUUAUUCGCAGAUUCCUUCUACGCAGCACAACUAAUGAAAACACACUGUUUAACCGAGUUCAAAACACUCACGCGAACACAACUCAGCUACGAGUAUGUCCACGAGGACCAGACCUACUACAACACCUGGCCUGUGAUUGAACUGAAUGAGAAGACAAAGGAGGUUCACCGCGUGAACUACUCGCCCCCUUUCCAAUCUGCCUUGCCCGGUGGAGGAAAAGGCGUAGAGAGUUUUGCUCUGAUGAAGCGAGCUCUAGACCUAUUCACGUCGCAGAUUGAAUCACAAUCUUCAGUGUAUCAACUUAAGCUCAAGCCUGGCGAAUGUGUCAUCUUCGCUAAUCGGCGCAUCGUUCAUGCGCGCAAUCAGUUCAGCACCGCUACUGGUUCGCGGUGGUUGGCGGGAGCAUAUGUUGAUGAAGACGCUGUGCUCUCGCGCUUUGCUGUGAGCCGGAAGAAGAAUCCUGCUGAAUGGAUUAUGAAUGACCCGUUCAAUUCAUCCCAUUAA
Messenger RNA from Penicillium taxi, 1455 nucleotides. RefSeq names its product putative Gamma-butyrobetaine hydroxylase subfamily. Bases 1 to 1455 code for a protein of 484 amino acids. The transcript has a single exon. Gene Ontology annotation, cellular component: mitochondrion. Gene Ontology annotation, biological process: carnitine biosynthetic process. Gene Ontology annotation, molecular function: oxidoreductase activity. Lineage: Eukaryota; Fungi; Ascomycota; Eurotiomycetes; Eurotiales; Aspergillaceae. The record is from RefSeq and is a predicted model, not a curated record.